This is a messenger RNA of Punica granatum (pomegranate), 2030 nucleotides long. The record is from RefSeq and is a predicted model, not a curated record. NCBI's taxonomy places the organism in Eukaryota, Viridiplantae, Streptophyta, Magnoliopsida, Myrtales, Lythraceae.
CACUCCCCCAUCUUAUUGGCGAGGACACAUUUCACGUUAUCGGACUGUGUCGUGUUUGGUCAGAGGAGUCCAGCUCUGCUGCGUUGCCGGGCUCUUGCCCCUUCUUGGAAGUUGCUGCGGCCGGGCGCGAGCUGCUGGGACUUCGCCCCCUGCAACCCAGAAGGAGAAAGAAAAUGCCAGACAAAGAAUUUUUCACCGAGUAUGGUGAGGCAAGUCAGUACAAAAUCCAAGAGGUGAUAGGUAAAGGAAGCUAUGGAAUUGUUGCUUCGGCUAUUGAUACCCAUACUGGAGAAAUGGUGGCAAUCAAGAAGAUUAAUGAUGUGUUUGAGCAUGUUUCUGAUGCUAUGCGAAUCCUUCGAGAAAUCAAGUUGCUUCGCCUCCUGAGACACCCUGACAUUGUAGAGAUAAAACACAUAAUGCUUCCUCCAUGUAGAAGGGAGUUCAAGGAUAUUUAUGUGGUCUUUGAAUUGAUGGAGUCAGACCUCCACGAAGUGAUAAAGGCGAAUGAUGAUCUAAGUCCUGGACAUCACAAAUUUUUCUUGUACCAGCUUCUCCGAGCCCUAAAAUAUAUACAUUCAGCAAAUGUUUUCCACCGUGACUUAAAGCCGAAAAACAUUCUUGCUAACUCAGAUUGCAAACUUAAGAUUUGUGACUUUGGGCUCGCUCGAGCUCAGUUCAAUGAAGGAGCAACUCCUAUUUUCUGGACUGAUUAUGUGGCAACUCGAUGGUAUCGUGCUCCUGAACUCUGUGGCUCAUUCUUCUCCAAGUACACACCUGCUGUGGAUAUUUGGAGUAUAGGAUGCAUAUUUGCUGAAAUGCUUACAGGCAAGCCCUUAUUUCCUGGGAAGAACGUUGUACAUCAGCUUGACCUCAUCACUGAUUUGCUUGGAACCCCAUCUGCUGAAUCAGUUGCAAGGAUACGGAACGAAAAGGCUAGAAGAUAUUUAUGUAGCAUGAGACAAAAGUCACCAGUUCCUUUCUCAAAGAAGUUUCCAAAUGCUGAUCCAUUGGCUCUUCGCUUGCUUGAAAGGCUGCUUGAAUUUGAUCCUCGGUACCGAAUUACAGCUGAAGAGGCCUUAGCUCAUCCUUACUUCCGUGGGUUGGCAAAUGUGGAUUCUGAACCAUCAAUGAAACCGAUCUCUAAGUUUGAAUUUGCAUUUGAGAGAAGGAAACUGACUAAAGAUGAUGUGAGAGAACUAAUUUACAGAGAGAUUUUGGAGUAUCACCCGCAGAUGUUGAGGGAGUAUCUUCAAGGUGCUGAUCUCAGUAGUUUCAUGUAUCCAAGUGGACUAGAUCAAUUCAAGCAACAAUUUGCUAGUCUCGAGGAGAACCCUUCUCCAAAAGAGCGAAGAGGCACUUCACUGCUGAGAAAAUAUGCUUCCUUACCCAGGGAAAGGGUAUAUAAAUCCAUAGAAGAGACCAUGGAAGAUAAUAGCGACUCUGGACGUACUACUUCCGUGCGUCGCGCUGCCUGUCAGAGCCCGCCGAGCUCACAAGGCAUCGACAAGAUCAGGGAAUCUGCUCUCAGGAGGGCAUUUAGCAGCCAGACUGCUCCCAAGACGCCCAGCUGUAGCGUCCAUUACCUGUCGAGAAAUUCCAGUAUCGUCCUUACAAGUGCCGAGGUGUGAAGAGGAGGAAAUCCCAUGAGAUGAACCAGAACGAAAGAAGCUACUUUUCCAUGGGAUUGAGAGCUUCACAGAGGGUUUUAUACCUACAACACGGUUCCUAGUUGGUUAGAUGUCGUGACAUAUUUGUAUGGGGCAAAACCAUGCGUAGUUUUAUUCAUGUAAGAAGCUGCUGCUACCGUUUUUCUUUAGCAUACAGCCAUUGCUAAUUCCCCUUCGUAGUUAUAUCUUGACAUGGAAAUGGCUGAAAAUGUCAUUGUUUGUUUGAACUGUUAAAUCACCAGCCUAUUCCUCAACGGGAUAGGAGUUCUACUUAUCUUGUCUGGCUGCUAAUUACUGCCUAGCUUCACAUUGUAAGACCAUAUUUGGUAGGAAUGCAAUUGAAUAAGUCGGUCUCAUUACGCA